AUUAUUUUUUGUUUAAUUAUAUUUUAUUAAUAUUAUACAAGACAUUCAGCAUGGAUAGCAAACGCAAGGUUAAUGGUAAUGGCACAGCAAAUGGCUACUCAAAAAAGUCCAGAAAUAACGAUGAUGACGAUGACAUGGGCGGCGGUUUCGAAGCGGAACUGGCCGCCUUUGAGCCCAGCGAUGAGGUGAUGUUGGACCAAUCACAGCUAUUGGGCGAGGGGCCCGAGAAUCAACAGACCAGCGAACGUUGGUCGCGGGCGCCGCCGCCACAACUCAAUCCACUGAGCGACAAUUUAAUAUUCCAGCAACUGGAUGUGGAGAACUAUACGGGCCAGCCACUACCUGGCAUGCCGGGCGCACAACUGGGCCCGGUGCCCGUCGUGCGAAUGUUUGGUGUCACCAUGGAGGGCAAUUCCGUCUGCUGUCAUGUGCAUGGUUACUGCUCCUAUUUCUAUAUAUCGGCUCCGAAGAACUUUGAGCAGCGUCACUGCGCCGCGCUGCACGAGGCGCUGGACAGGAAGGUCAUCGCUGACAUACGCGGUGGCAAUAAGGACAAAGUGCAGGAGGCCGUAUUGGCUGUGGAGCUGGUGCAGCGACUCAACAUCCAUGGCUACCAGGGUGAUGCGAAGCAGUCGUACAUUAAGAUAACUGUGACGCUGCCACGUUUUGUGGCCGCCGCAUCAAGACUACUCAAGAAUGAGGUCAUAAUGGGAGCGUUUGACUUUCAGGAUUGUCGCGCCUUCGAGAAUAACAUAGAUUUCGACAUCCGUUUCAUGGUCGAGACGAGUGUGGUGGGCUGCAAUUGGAUUGAGCUGCCGGCAGGCGCUUGGCGUCUGCGUGGACGCAAUUCGAAGCCGGCGCCCGAAUCCCGCUGUCAGCUGGAAGUGGAUGUGGCCUACGAUCAGUUCAUAUCGCAUGAGCCCGAAGGCGAGUGGUCCAAGGUGGCGCCACUGCGCAUCCUAAGCUUCGACAUCGAGUGCGCCGGCCGCCGUGGCAUCUUCCCCGAGGCCAAAAUGGAUCCGGUUAUACAGAUAGCGAAUAUGGUCAUAAGACAGGGCGAAUCGGAGCCAUUCAUCCGGAAUGUGUUCACGCUGAAGCAAUGCGCUCCUAUUAUUGGCAGCCAGGUGCUGUGCUACGAUCAAGAGACCCAGCUGCUGGACAAAUGGGCCGCGUUCGUACGUGAAGUGGAUCCCGAUAUACUCACCGGCUAUAAUAUCAACAAUUUCGAUAUACCCUAUUUGCUUAAUCGGGCUGCCCAUCUGAAGGUGAAUAACUUUGAGUAUCUGGGACGCAUCAGGAACAUCCGAUCCGUUAUUAAGGAGCAGGUGCUGCAGUCCAAGCAGAUGGGUCGGCGGGAGAAUCACUACGUCAACUUUGAGGGUAGAGUUCCGUUCGAUUUAUACCUUGUGCUGCUGCGCGAUUAUAAAUUGCGCUCGUACAGCCUGAAUGCGGUUAGCUAUCAUUUUCUGCAGGAGCAGAAGGAGGAUGUGCAUCACAGUAUCAUAACAGAUCUGCAGAAUGGCGAUGAGCAGACGCGUCGUCGCUUGGCCAUGUAUUGCCUCAAGGAUGCGUAUUUGCCGCUGCGAUUGCUGGGCAAACUGAUGGCCAUUGUUAACUACAUGGAAAUGGCGAGGGUAACGGGUGUGCCGCUGGAAUCACUGUUAACCCGGGGCCAGCAGAUCAAGGUGCUCAGUCAGCUGUUGCGCAAGGCGAAGACAAAGGGCUUCAUUAUGCCCUCGUACACAUCGAGUGGCUCUGACGAGCAGUACGAGGGCGCUACGGUCAUUGAACCGAAGCGCGGCUACUAUGCCGAUCCGAUCAGCACCCUCGAUUUUGCCUCACUGUAUCCCAGCAUAAUGAUGGCUCACAAUCUGUGCUACACCACACUGUUGCUGCCGGGCGCCAAGGACAAGAUGGGACUGCGCGAUGAUCAAGUCGAGCAGACACCGGCCAACAAUAGGUUUGUGAAGGCCGAAUUGCGACGAGGUCUGUUGCCCGAGAUUCUGGAAUCGUUGCUGGCGGCACGUAAGCGUGCCAAGAAUGAUUUGAAAGUGGAAACGGAUUCGUUCAAGCGGCAAGUGCUGGAUGGCAGACAGCUUGCACUGAAGAUAUCGGCCAAUUCGGUGUAUGGUUUUACGGGUGCACAAGUCGGCAAAUUGCCCUGCUUGGAGAUCUCGGGCAGUGUCACCGCGUAUGGUCGGGUCAUGAUUGAGCUGACCAAGAAUGAGGUGGAAUCGCAUUAUACACGGGCCAAUGGCUAUGAGAAUGAUGCAGUUGUCAUUUACGGUGAUACGGAUUCGGUUAUGGUCAAUUUUGGUGUAAAGACGCUGGAGAGGAGCAUGGAACUAGGCCGAGAGGCCGCCGAUUUGGUUAGCUCGAAAUUUGUGCGUCCGAUUAAGCUGGAAUUCGAAAAGGUCUACUAUCCGUAUCUGUUGAUCAAUAAGAAACGCUAUGCGGGGCUGUAUUUCACCAAGCCGGACAAGUACGACAAAAUGGAUUGCAAGGGCAUUGAGACAGUGCGUCGCGAUAAUUCGCCGCUGGUGGCCAAUCUAAUGAAUGCCUGCCUCCAAAAGUUGCUCAUCGAACGCAAUCCCGAUGGUGCCGUCGACUAUGCCAAACAAAUCAUCGCCGAUUUGCUGUGCAAUCGCAUUGAUAUCUCUCAGCUGGUCAUCACCAAAGAGCUGGCGAAAACGGAUUAUGCCGCCAAGCAGGCGCAUGUUGAGCUGGCUGCCAAGAUGAAGAAACGUGAUGCGGGCACAGCACCCAAAUUGGGGGAUCGAGUGCCGUAUGUCAUCUGUGCCGCAACGAAGAAUACGCCGGCCUACCAAAAGGCCGAGGAUCCGCUUUAUGUGCUGGAAAACAGUGUGCCCAUCGAUGCCAAUUACUAUCUGGAGCAGCAGCUGUCUAAGCCGCUGUUGCGCAUCUUUGAGCCCAUACUGGGCGACAAGGCGGAAUCGGUGCUGCUAAAGGGCGAGCAUACGCGCACCCGCACCGUCGUCACCUCCAAGGUGGGUGGCUUGGCUGGUUUCAUGACCAAGAAGGCGGCAUGUCUCGGCUGCAAAUCCCUGCUGCCCAAGGGCUACGAGCAGGCUGCGCUGUGUCCGCACUGUGAGCCCAAGAUGAGUGAAUUGUACCAAAAGGAGGUGGCCUCGAAGCGUGGCUUGGAGCAGACCUUUGCCCGGCUCUGGACCGAGUGUCAGCGCUGUCAGGGCUCUUUGCACGAGGAGGUCAUCUGUUGCAAUCGUGAUUGCCCCAUUUUCUAUAUGCGGCAAAAGGUGCGCAUCGAACUCGAUGCACAGGAGCAGCGGGUACGUCGCUUUGGACUGCCCGACUGGUAGACGACAUACAUUGAGAGUUGCAUACAUUAUAAACCUAUAAUUUAAUAAUUAUAUUACUAGAAGUUA
Molecule: messenger RNA, 3404 nt
Organism: Drosophila grimshawi
Lineage: Eukaryota; Metazoa; Arthropoda; Insecta; Diptera; Drosophilidae
Gene: PolD1
Product: DNA polymerase delta catalytic subunit
Exons: 2
Coding region: 51-3338 (1095 amino acids)
Biological process (GO): base-excision repair, gap-filling; nucleotide-excision repair, DNA gap filling; DNA replication proofreading
Cellular component (GO): delta DNA polymerase complex
Molecular function (GO): nucleotide binding; DNA binding; DNA-directed DNA polymerase activity
Source: RefSeq, a predicted model, not a curated record